UUGUCCUUAAUGAAACCCUAACUUCGCUAGGACGUGACGAUUUUAGACUUAUAUGAAAUGUGCCCACUCUCCUGAGAACUCUACUUUCGCUGUUCCUUCCUCAUCCUCUAGUAGCAUUCUGCUUCUCCAUCGACAUACGUUAAGACAGAACGAGGUUGUCGACAUCAGAACAGUACCAUGUCAGCCAUCGCCCACCCGGGGGGGGCGGGACUGCCAGACGACAACCGUGGUCCAAAUAUCCUCGCUGCAGUCUCCAUUACCACCGGUGCUGCCCUGGUAGUGGUUCUGACCCGUCUAUACGUUCGGAUAUUCAUGGUCAAAAACAUUGGCCUCGAUGACUGCUUCAUGGCAUUAACAAUGGCCCUGUCCCUUUCCGGUUGGGCUGUCAUCAUUCCAGAAGUCAGAAAUGGGGCCGGACGACAUAGGGUGUAUCUCGAUCAGGAAGUUGCUGUCACAGGCCUGCAUUUGAAUUUCGUCACUCAGGCAAUCUAUCUGUGGGCGAUUGGCCUUGUAAAAAUCUCAAUUGGGUUGUUCUUAAUUCGCUUUGUGCCGAACAAGAGCUACAAGAUAUUUAUCUGGACUGUGAUCGCCAUGAUGGCGAUUUACACGACGAUAUGCUUCUUCACCCUUAUCUUCCAGUGUAAGGACAUGGCAUCUAUCUGGGAUGAUAGGGUGAAGUCUCAAUGUUUUACACCGAGGCAGCUUAUCGAGCUCAGUUAUACUAACACAGCUCUCAAUAUUCUCACCGAUUUGACUUUCGCAGUUUUGCCGGCUUUCAUGCUUCGAAAAUUACAAAUUAACAUGCGCACCAAAGCAUCUCUGAUCUGCAUUCUCGGACUCGGUGUCUUUGCAUGCGUUGCAGCAUUCGUUAAACUGUCAUUCCUUCCAAACUACGGAAAAACAGGAGAUUUCCUCUGGGACUCGACGGACCUGACAAUAUGGAUCACCACCGAAUGCAAUACUGGGAUUGUUGCAGGGAGUCUACCCUGCCUCAAGCCACUUUUCAAGAGGCUCCUCAAUAACUACAGCUCUGGCUCACGCAGUCGAGGCCACUUUUACAAUAAAUAUGACAAAGGAACCAAAUUACGCUCGCUCUCCCGCAACACAAACAAGAAUACCCCCAGCUCUGGAGCAGUGCUUCAAUCUGGCCUCGAAUACACUGCCCACAACGUCAUGUCCACGAAACUCAGUCAUGUCAAGCACUCCAUUACGAGCGUCUCAGAUAUACACAGCAAUAAUAGCAGUGAGGAAAGGAUCCUCCCUAUUCACAGUGGCAACUGUGGCGGUCAUGGUAGUGGCGGCAUCGUGCGAACGACGGAGGUGCAGAUCACGUCAACUACAGAUAAUAGUGACCACAAUAGUAAGGCAUGGAGUAAUGAUAAUUCCUCACAUGUGGCAUGGGGAAAUGGCGAUACGACAAAGAAAUAUGAUGUUGAAGAUCGCGUGUGAUAGUUGGUGGACUGUGGAUUGAUGGAGCCAGUCCAGCUAAAGUUCACACGUGUACAAUAAUUCUCAUUCUCGAAAAGUGAAGCUUUUUGGUUCAGGAAUCUUGUGCUUUAUGCCCUAGCUUUGUCCACACUUGAGACGCCUCUGAAACUCGUUCUUUGGCCGGUGAGGCUAUCGAAAACAGAUCAGACUCUCUUUUCUGAUCGUUUUAAGCACCCGGUAGGAUAAGUAUGGGCUUUUUGCCUUGCUCCAAUAAAACCAAACUUAUCGAUAUGGUUAUUGCAUCCCCACUUCGAUUAACUAGUGGAUAUAUGAGGGUCAG
Talaromyces stipitatus ATCC 10500 is the source of this 1768-nucleotide messenger RNA. RefSeq lists its product as uncharacterized. The record is from RefSeq and is a predicted model, not a curated record. Lineage: Eukaryota; Fungi; Ascomycota; Eurotiomycetes; Eurotiales; Trichocomaceae. The coding region runs from base 178 to 1449 and encodes 423 amino acids. The transcript has 9 exons.